UCCAGAUAGGCCUUACGACUGAGGUUGCGGAUAAGCGAUUCCACGAAUCAACCAAUUUCGACACUGGCUCGUCCCGUUCCGAUUGAUCGAGUUUUUCAUCUUCAAUCCGUCAUUCUCAAUCUGUAAUAUUUAGCUUGAUACCUCCUUUGUCGACAUCUCUGGUACAUGUCUUACAUGUUCCAACGCGUUGUUCAGACGAAGAGGCGACCAUCUUCGAGUCAAGUGUAUCGCGCGUUAUUCGAGUAGACGAGUAGUUGGUACGCGGCAAAUCACGGCAUCCUUCCCGCCAUUGAAAAAAACAAUUGAUCGAUCAGGCAGGUUAAAUUCACGCUGAGGCUGAGUGAGAAGCCUGAUAUAACGUGUGUCUUCGUCGGCGUUGUAUUUACGACGCGAGAGAAUAACGGAAUAAUUUAACGGUGCGUUCGAACGGACGGAGUUAUCGGUCGUACUCGACUCGUUCCGAGGUUGAACGAACGUUGGUACAUGUGAGUGACGAGGAAUGAAACGAUGUAUGUUAAUGUUGCUAAACGUUUCACCGCAGUAACGAAGAGCAGUGUUGAUACGUACGACGACGAUAUUUAAUACGAAUACGUUUAACAGAUCCCAUGUGUGUGUAUGUGUGCGUUAAUGACACAGAUGCACUCUCUAGAGAACGAGCGACAACGUAACCUUAACGAAGUUGCACGAUUGCCCGGGAUACACACGGAUUCGUGAACGCUUGCACGCGUAAAAUAGCAUUAAAAUGGCCAUCGCACGCCGUUGCAGCACAGCCGAUUAAGAGUUCUCACAUUUCAUUUGUUAGUUUAUUAUUUUAUACGUACACACAUAUAUACGCACAUAUAUAUAUAUAUAUAUAUAUAUUCAUACACAUAUAUGUAUUUUAACAAUAAUAAUCGGCUCAUCAACAAUAGGUUGCAAUGAUGUCAUUUAUGAAAGGUAUUGAUACGACUAAACAAGAGCUUGCCUAUCGGGAUAAACAUUUUCAUGAUAUCCGAAUCAUUAAAGACAGGCAGGUAGCAUGCACUUCUUGUGGCAAUAGAUUGAAAAUUGAGUUAGGACAUAUUUUUUCUCAUCCAUUAUUGGGAAUUUUGCAAUGUGAGACAUGCCAAAAAAAUUUUCGAGCUCUAGGUGAACCAUCUAAUAAAAAGAGAUAUUGUUACAUAUGUGGUCAGGAAAAAAAGUUAUAUAUAUGUAGUGAUAAGAAGUGUUUCUCUGCAUUUUGUAAGAAUUGUAUAAAAAGAAAUACAACUUUGUCAUUACUGGAUGCAGAACAUGAAGACUGGAGAUGUUUUGUAUGUAAAUCCAAGCCACUCUGGGAGUUAAGAGCUGUGUGUGCUGCUGUAUUGAACGCACUUCCUAAAAGGUGUAACAGGAGUAACAUCUUCAAGACUCAAAUACAUACCUUACCGUCGCAAAAAGAAACAAUAGCAAAAACCAAAAGGGUACAGCGAAGCUUGCACGCAUUAUGCGAUGAUGAAGAUAGUAUUUCUGAACCGAAACUACCGUAUUUCUAUUCGAAAUUCAUGAAGUUUACGAAAGAAACACACAAUCAAGAUUCUCACCGAUUGAAACCGUUAGAAGUGACUUUAGUAGAUUCGUCCGAUAUGACGAGCGACAAUGAGGAAAAGAUAAUAAAGACCAAGAAGAAUAAAAAAGUCAAGCCGAUUCCGAGCAGUCAGGACUCGAGUAGUUCAUCGUCGGCUUCGAAGCCGGUUGUAAAUAAGAGAGAUGCCCCGAAGAAAAGCAAGAAUCCUAGUGAUGAUUCGGAUGACAGUUCUGUCGUGUUGUCAGAGGAGGUAAUUAAACCCCAACAUGCAAGAAGGUCCCACGAUAGAUUUACGGAGAAACGGAAAAGCAGAGGGAAUAACGUGACCGAUGCUUCUAAUAGUGAAAGUGAUAAGGACGGUUCCACGAGCAAAGUGCCGAAAACAUUCAACAGUUCCUCGGGACAUGCUGCGGAAAAGGAUGGCAAGAAGGAUGUUAGAUCUCAUAAUGUAAGAACCGCUAAGAGCAAGGUAAACAAGUAUCGCUACUCAACUAGCGAGUCGGAGGAUGAAGAUGCCAAGAAUACGAAGCAAAGCGGGGAGAAGCGUCCUGCGAGUCGCGCUGCGUCGCACAACGAGGAGCGGAAACGUAACAAUUUGAAGGGGAAGACUCGGGAGGACGACUCGGACUCGAGUGGCAAGGAGUUCCAAAGGGAAAAACUCCUUCACGAGAAACACAGCGUUGUGAUGAGACGGUUGAAAGAUUUGGAUGUGGAUUACACCAAGUCGCCCGCCGCACGGAAUUCCUCGGGUAACCGAAUGAAGAAGGACAGCGAUGACGAGGAGCAGAUGAAUGUAACUUUUGGGGAUGUGAAGGAGGUUCUGGAAGAAUGCAAAAGCAUAUGUUCGACGUUCCAAAAGUAUAUGGAAGUUAUAGUAGGGCUGUACGAGAAGAAAGAUGAGGAGAAGCUUCUACUGAUAUCGGCGCGAAAGGUGAACGAAGUAAUGACGAAGUUGAGUAAGAAGCACAAGGAGCUGACGGCCUUCUACGAGCUUUGGUCCAAGAAAUCCAGACGUUCGAUGGGCGAGCCGAAGAAGACGGAAGCGCAGAGAGAAGUCGGUCGCGACGGAGAACGAUCGCCUUCCGAGGAGACCACUAACGCGUGCGUAAAGCGUAAAACGCAAAGCGAGAAGACUGACGUGAAACGUAAGACACACGAGGAGGAGGAGGAGGAGGAGAAGCUUCGCGAACAGGACAGCAAGGAAGUGUCUGAAUGCGACAGCGAAGAGAUCUUUUCGGCGGACGAGAGCAGGUCGUCUCGGAAAGUUCAGGAAAUUGCUCGCGUCGACGUGUCGGCGAUGGACAACAGCGACGUUGAUACGGUCGUCAACGAAGACAACGAGCAACCGAUAAUAGACAGGUUGUUGGAGGAGUGCGAGAAGAGUGACGAGAAUUCGCGAGACGACCUGAUCGUUUCGCCGGUGUUAGGCGCGUCGGAACAGAAGAGGGCCAACGCGGAAGGGCCGAGCAAACAAUCGGCUCCGGAAUGCGCGAGCGACACUGAUAACAACAAGGCGUCAUCGAAGAACAAAGAUACCGAGAUCGAACAGUCGGAACCGGUCGAACCUGAGAACAAAGACAAUACUUGUAAUUAUUCUCCGGAGAAGACGACUAACUGCGAGACGACGACGUUGCGGAAUAACAACGUGCGAGCCGGCAAAUGCUUGAUCGAUGAAUCGAUGGACGACAUGUUCGAGGAUUCCUUCGGUGAAUUCGAGAGCGCGGAGGACACGAUGGAGCCGCGAAAAUCAGACGGAAGCGAAGUGAAACGAGCUGCGCAUCGAACUGAGUCGACGUCUGAUCACGAUACCGGCGAAAUCGCGUCCCCGAACGACGAAGCGAAUCGUGUCGCGACGGCCGAUGGCGAUCAGAUCCCAAACGCAGAAGGACGCGAAGUAUCCCGGCCUGAAGGUAACGAAAACGCGGGUUCGGAGGGUCGCAAUGAACUCGAGAAAGUGGCCGCCACGACGAGCAACGGGAAUAGUCGCGAUGUUGACAACUUGAACUCGCGCGAAAAAGCGGAUCUCGAUGACGCCGAGACGAAGCUUGCAGAAAUACUGGCGAAGAAGACUCUGCUGGCAGAGUCGGAUUCCGAUGAUGUCUUGUUGAACUGCUCAACGUCAAGCCUGGUGAACGAGAAUUCGGUGAUAGACGACUCGAAGAAAAGCGAAACGGCGGACGAUGCAAACGACACCGGCGUCAAAGCUGAGGCUAACGCCGAGAAGAAGAAGAAGAAGAGCAGGAAAGAUAAAUCGAGCGAGGGAACUCGCGACAAGACGAAGAGAUACAAGGACGGGAGUGUCGAGGCCGAGAAGGCCGCCAAGAAAGCUCUGUUGGCGAGCAGCACCUCGGAGGAUUCCGAGUCACAGGAAUCGGAGGAGAUCGCCGAUAAGAUCGACGAUAAGAAGUUGAACGCUAAGGAUGCCGCCGAUAUCAAAGCGAAGGAGGCGCUCUUGGCGUCUUCUAAUAGCGACGACGAUUCCUCCUCCGACAUCCAAGUGUCCGAGACGGAGACGAGCGUCUUGGGCUGCAAUAGAAGGAACAGAAAGCGUAAUCACGACUCCGACGCGAUCCUCUCCCCCUCCGUGAAGAUAAGGAAGCUGAAUCUCCGCAGGAAUCACCACUAUCUGAAUGACGAAAAGUUGAGAGCGACUUGCGAGGUCCGCGUAACGCGAUUAUCGAAGAAGAUCCUCGAACGCUAUCCGCACGCGUUACAAAAGUCCAAGCAAUAUCUGGAACAUAAGGCGCUGAAAAGUCUUGUUAAUCUGGAUAAGCUCGAAAAGAGACACAAAAGCGCAAGAAAAGACUCCGACGACGACGCGUCGACGGACGAUGACGACGCAUUAUCGAAGAUCUCGAGGAGAUCGAAUAAGGGAAGAGGGAAGCAGGCGACCAAAGAGGCAGCUGAAGAGGAGUCUUUGAUGGAUCAUUUAAAGAGGAUAGAGAACAACUGUCCUUGGACCAUAGAAGCGAUUUAUACAUCCGAUGAGUCCGUUGAUCGUGUAGCAAAAGUAGACGAUGCGCCUGUGUCUAACGAGGCUUUACUGUUAGAGGCGAAUAGAGUCGCGAAACAGAAUCUGUUAAAGUCUUCUGAUUCAGAUGCCGAUAUAGAAAAGCCAAUGGCAUCGGACAGCAGUAAAAGCAGCGACGAUAAAAGUGCGGAGACGGAAGAUAAAAAAAAGAAAUCUGAGAAAAAGCCCGAAGACAAGACUUCGAAGCAAGACGAGAAUAAGAAAGAUAAAAGUGGGAAAAGUAAUUGGAGGCGAAAUAAAAUUUUAACGAUGAAACUGUCGGACACUGAUUCCGAGACUGAGAAGAAGAAAUGGAACAAGAAGCAAGAAAAAUUGAUAAAGAAAGAGGAGAGGAACAGCGAGUCCGACGAAGGGGAGGAGGCCAAGGUAAAGAAGAAGAAGAAGAAGAAGGGCGCACGGAGAAUCAUAGAUUCCGAUUCGGAUAUCAAAUUGACGGAUUGCGAUUCUGACACCGAUAAUUCCUCCAAAGCGUCAGACGGCAAGAGAAAUUCCGGCGACUCUGUCAUCUCGUUAGGAUCAGUCGACGCGAAGAAGGAGAAGCUGAAACGGAAAGGGCGCAAGCGUCGUGAUAGCAAAUCGUCAGCUACGGAUUCAUCGAUCGAAGAGAAGAGGCCGAAACCGAAGCGAAAGCGGAUUAAGAAAAUGGCGUCUGACAGUGACAGUAGCGACGCGAUGCAAACCUCCCAGGGGACGCCUGGUAAGAGCGGCCGAAAGAACAUUCGGAAGGUCUUGAAGGACAAGCAAGUGGCGGAUGACACGAAGCAGGCCGCCAAGGAGGAGGAGGAGAGGCUGAAGCGUAUUGCUGAACGCCAAGCUCUGUACAACGAGAUGUACGAGAUGAGGCUGGCAGGGGAGGAGAAAUUGGAAAAGCUCGUUCUGGACUUCGAUACGGGAACGAAGGAGGAGCUUGUGAGCGUACACGAGGACUUGGUGAAGCGUCUGAAGCCGCAUCAGGCGCAGGGUAUCAAGUUCAUGUGGGACGCCUGCUAUGAGUCUCUCGAGAGGAUAAAAUCCACGUCCGGGUCCGGAUGCAUCAUCGCCCACUGCAUGGGUCUGGGCAAGACGUUGCAGGUGAUCGCUCUGACGCACACGCUUCUUACGCACGAGACGACGGGCGUGAAGACGGUCCUGGUGGUCUGUCCCCUGAGCACGGUGCUCAAUUGGGUGCACGAGUACAAAACGUGGCUGACGGAUCUGGACGACGACGUCAACGUGUACGAGCUGACCAAGUUCAAGAAGAACUUCGAGAGGAAGUACCAGCUACAGAGGUGGCAGCAAACAGGCGGUGUGUUGAUCAUCGGCUACGAGAUGUUCCGCAAUCUCACCGGGGCGAAUAGGAAUAUUCGUAAGGGCAUGAAGGAGGCGAUACUCGAGUGCCUGGUCGAUCCCGGCCCGGAUCUCAUCAUUUGCGACGAGGGCCACUUGUUGAAGAACGAGGACACCGCGUUGAGCAAGUGCAUAAGAAUGGUGAAGACGAUGCGACGCAUAGUACUCACCGGGACACCGUUGCAGAACAAUCUGACAGAGUAUCACUGUAUGGUGCAGUUCGUAAAGCCGAAUUUGCUGGGCACGAAGAGGGAAUUCUUAAACCGAUUCGUUAACCCGAUCACGAACGGUCAGUUUGACGAUUCCACCGCGUACGACGUCAAGCUGAUGAAGAAACGCGCCCAUGUGCUGCACAAGAUGUUGGAGGGCAGCGUGCAGAGGUUCGAUUACUCCGUACUCACGCCGUUCCUACCGCCCAAGCAAGAAUACGUUAUCUUCGUGAGACUAACAGAGACGCAAAUUCAAAUGUAUCAGUAUUACUUGGCUAAUCUCGCAAGACGUCAUCAUGGCCCGGGAGGAUCUCUCUUUGCAGAUUUUCAAGCGUUACAAAGGAUCUGGACGCAUCCUGUCGUUUUGCGCUUGAACGCGGAGAAAAUAGAGAAGGCAAACGAGAAGAAACUUACGAGCGAUUCGGAGGGUUCAUUGAAGGAUUUCAUCAACGAUGAUACUACCGAGUCGGACAGUUCUCCCAGCAGUUCGAACAGCGACAGUGACGUUCAAGCUAUCGACGAUAUAAAAAACAACGUGCCGAGACGCAAAACGAGGAAUAAUCCUGGCGUUGAAGAGGAGCCAGAACCGUCGCCUAAGGAGGCCGCUCCUGCGGAAGUGGAAUGGUGGUUGCAGUUCGUACAGCCCGAGCACUUCGAAGACCUGAAAGUGUCGGCCAAAUUGUUACUUCUCUUCAGCAUCUUGAAAGAAUGCGAACAAAUUGGCGACAAAGUGCUUGUGUUCUCGCAAUCCCUGUAUUCGCUGACUCUGAUCGAGGAAUUCCUCCGGAAGAUAGACGACGAGACGCAAAAGAACGUGCAGCUGGAGUCCCUGGACAAUCACACGGGAAGCUGGGCCUUAGGUCUCGAUUAUUUCCGCUUGGAUGGUCAAACGUCAGCCGACAAUAGAAGCGCAUGGUGCAGGAUAUUCAACAGGCCCACCAACACGAGAGCGAGACUGUUCCUCAUAUCAACGCGCGCCGGUGGAUUGGGAAUAAAUCUGACUGCAGCGAAUCGUGUGAUCAUCUUCGACGCCAGUUGGAACCCCUCUCACGAUGUGCAAAGCAUAUUCCGAAUAUACAGAUUCGGGCAGAAGAAGCCAUGUUACGUGUACCGUUUCCUCGCGGCCGGAACAAUGGAGGAGAAGAUUUAUAAUCGUCAAGUCACGAAACUCUCGUUGUCGUGUCGAGUUGUGGACGAGCAGCAGAUCGAACGGCAUUACAGUAAUCACGAUCUGAAUGAAUUGUACAUGUUUGAGCCGUACGAUAAGGAGAAGCCGACGUUGAAUUUACCUAAAGAUCGACUGUUAGCGGAGAUAUUUCUCAAGUAUAAGGAUAUCGUGGAUAAUUACCUUGAGCAUGACUCUUUGUUGGAGAACAAGGCUGAAGAAGAAUUGGACGAGGAGGAACGCAAGCAAGCCUGGAUAGAAUAUGAAGAGGAAAAGAAAGGAAAGCCGCCAAUGGUAAUGUCUUAUCAGAACAAUAUGCUUCCGCAGCAGUACAAUCUGAUGAUGAAUGCCGAUCAAAGCGGCAUGAUGUCUCAGAAUGCGGUAUCUCUACAGAUGCAGUAUGAGAAUCUCCAACAGCUUAUCCGUAAAGAUUUUCCUAACGCUACGAUGGAGCAACAGAGGCUUAUGACAAAUCGAGCCUUACUUGAUAUGUAUAAUUACUGGGAACGACAAGCGGUACUUCAACCUAAUAGGGUACAACUACCGACCUAUCAACCAAGAAUGCCGGUAGUACAACCAACGACCAGCAGCAACCAAUCAAUAUUGAACCAAUUGGUUACGGGGCAAGCGACAAAUUACAUGAACAUAAACCAGCCCGCACAAAGUGGAGUAAAUCCAUUAGCAAAGCAAUUUACAUAUCGAAAUGUUCCCACUAACAAUACAGGCAACAAGGAUAAUGAGGUGGCCCCUAGUACAAGUAAUGUCGGUACGAUAAACACACAAGCGGGGCAAGUGGUACAACCACAAGCUGCUACAAAUAAAAAUCAAGAGGAGUAAGAAUAUUGUAUAUUUAUUUUAGUUUCUACAAUAUAAUUAUAUUUUAGCAUUGUUGAUAAGCUAUCUAUGCGUACAUCUAUACAAAUAUAAUACGAUAAGAGCUUUACAACAGAAAUUUGAACUGUAUACGAACAUGUAUUAUUUACGUUCGAUGUUACUUUCUCAUGUAAUAUAAAAGGAUAUUCGCAAAUUAUUACUUAGGUACUAAUAGCAAAACUAUAUUAUUGCAAUUAACCGUAAUGAGUUUUGUAACACGUGUAGACGAAUUCCACGUUUUAUACUUUCAAGAAUUUUCUGUACAGGCUGUGCAAUACAAUAAUAUUAGACGCAUGUUAAGUCUGGUAUUGCAAAUCCUUUACAGAAGCAAGAGCAUUCGAAAGGAAAGUGUAAGGUAUGCCUCGAAGAAGCUGGCUUUUUCUUAUUUUGUAGUUCGUUAACUUAACGUUAAAGAAUCAUUUUCAUCUUACGCUAUUAAGCACAUAUAUAAUGUUUAUUUUUCCCCUCAUUUAUGCGUUCUAUUCGUCCUAUAAAUAUUUUGUAAAUUAAUUUAGAGAAGUCUUUUACGAUACGUAGGAUAUCACACUAGAUAUAGUAGGUUAUGAAUUAUAUCACGAAAUAUUAUGAUGAAUUUGUUGUGCGAUUUUAAUUUUAUAAAUAUAGCGAUAUCUAAAUUA
This is a messenger RNA of Dinoponera quadriceps, 8788 nucleotides long. Its product is annotated as transcriptional regulator ATRX-like. Bases 918 to 8114 code for a protein of 2398 amino acids. Gene Ontology annotation, molecular function: ATP-dependent chromatin remodeler activity; ATP binding; ATP hydrolysis activity. Gene Ontology annotation, cellular component: nucleus. Lineage: Eukaryota; Metazoa; Arthropoda; Insecta; Hymenoptera; Formicidae. The transcript has 23 exons. The record is from RefSeq and is a predicted model, not a curated record.